AUGUGUCUAGCAACGCAGUACCUCCGCUCCCGACAGCUGGCCUCACGGCUGCCUGAUGGAAAACAGGCAGAGAUCGAAGUUUUAUCGAUCGCACGUCAGGAAGAGUUGUGGGAGGGACAUAGACGUUGUUUUCGGUCUCUCGCCAGUCAUGACGGCCAUAACGUUGCGGCAUUUGUGGAAGAAGAGGUGACAGGUCUGUCAAUGAACAUCGUCGUACUCAUUUUCGUCACGCUGGCAACCAUGCCAUAA
Molecule: messenger RNA, 249 nt
Organism: Soboliphyme baturini
Lineage: Eukaryota; Metazoa; Nematoda; Enoplea; Dioctophymatida; Soboliphymatidae
Source: the annotation of a GenBank genome assembly